CCUAAUGCAGACAUUGUCUGCUUUAUGGAAGAGCUUUUCCACAGAGUUAUUAAAUACUGGGAUGUUUUCUUCCGUCUAGAGAAACCUGAUGUAAAUGAAAAGUCGAGCAAGAAGCAAGUUGCCAUUCCACAGAUCAUCAUCACCCGAGCCUCAAGAGAGACUCUGAUCAGCUACUGUUCCAUCGGAAGCAAAGAGCAGAGAACCAUGGAGGAGCAGGCUGACUGGGGCCCCUACCACUGACACAGGAGCCCCAGUACAGUAGACGCCUAUGGUCCACAGACCACAGAAGAAACAAGCACCCCAAGUCGCUGUCGUGAGCUACUGUGCUGAGUCUCAGCGAUGAUGGCAGAGGGGCCACCCUGCUCUGUGGGAAGCUGCAGCUGCCCCUUCAGUACAUGAGGUCCCCCCAGUGACAACCUUGGUCCUUGGUCUCACCUUCCCCAGAGCUGCUGGCAGCUUGGCAGGGGCAAGAGUGACUCUGGCUCAGAGGGUGGACUCUGUGGCAAUAAAUGGAUAAACUAGUAUACCUCUGUUGGAACUGGCUUGCUGUGCACAGUGAUGAACAGAUGGCAGGUGGCAUCUCUCGAUCGGCCUCUUGUGGGCAGUUAAAAUCCUUCCCAUCCACUUCUGAAGGAGCGUGUGUAAGUACACGGUGGUUAUAGUGAAGGAGGUGUCCCCCUCACUUGGAGAAAAGGGCAGACUCUGAAGACCAAACCUUAGGUGUCAUGUCCCAGAUCAGGGAAGUGCACAGUCGCCUUGGAGGGCCCAAGAGCUCCUAGCUUGACUGUAACCUGAUCCAAGGUAUUGAAAGAUCCAGAAGAAGAACGUGGAGUAGCAGCGGCCAUGGCGCUUAGAACUUUGGAAGUGGCCUUGUCAGAGCCGCCCUGGAAGAAGAGCUGAGCUGACACCUUCCCAUCCUUCUGGCUGUGGAUGAGGGCUCCCAGUGGUGAGGGGACAUUCGCGGGACCCCCACCCCAACUGUUCCACCAUCACCAGCAGCCCUCAGGUCAAGCUCGACUCUCCUCCAAGGUGGCUGGAGAGGACGCCCUGCCCUGUCAGGUCUCACGUGUCUAGUCUGGUGACAGUAUGUGUUAGCUCCUGAGUUCCUAGAAUGCUCAGCAGGCUUUACACGUGGUCUCUAUCUAUUGAUGAGCAUC
Ceratotherium simum simum (southern white rhinoceros) is the source of this 1157-nucleotide messenger RNA. Lineage: Eukaryota; Metazoa; Chordata; Mammalia; Perissodactyla; Rhinocerotidae. The record is from RefSeq and is a predicted model, not a curated record.